CGGACCAGGAAGUGACGGGGUUGUUUUGUUUGAUGGAAAUUGGUUGAAUGAAGAUGGACUGAGACAAAUUGUAGAUUUAUAUAAAACAAAAGACAAUUUUACUUUGUUUUGAAGGUAAGGUCGUAGUCUCUCAAGUCCCAAUCAUCUAAAUGUUCUCGGAAGCAUCACAGCAAACACACUAGCUAGCUUACCUAGCGUCAUUUCUAACUUGCUAGCCAGCUAAACUGGAUAGCUAGCUACGUUAGCAUGCUACCUCCAAGCCACAAAUGAAUCGGUUAUCUUUAGGAAUCGUUGUCCAAGCCACUACAAAGAUGACUCCUCGACUAGGUGCAUGGUUGCUCUGCAUUUGAGACGCCUGUAUGAGUGACGCACACCACCAUAGAACUCCACCACCAUGGGCCAGCGAAGGAGGGGGGCAGCUGUCCAUGCUCCCCCAGCCAACAGACACCCUGACGGGCUCACAGUGGCUCCCCAGGCCCCUGCCAAGAAGCACAACAUAUGCAUGGUGUCAGACUUCUUUUACCCCAACAUGGGAGGGGUGGAGAGCCACAUCUACCAGCUGUCCCAGUGUCUGAUAGAGAAGGGUCACAAGGUGGUGAUCGCCACCCACGCCUACGGCUGCAGGAAGGGGGUCCGUUACCUGACCAACGGGCUCAAGGUGUACUAUCUGCCCCUGCAGGUGAUGUACAACCAGUCCACAGCUACCACCUGCUUCCACAGCCUGCCGCUGCUGCGCUGCGUGUUUGUCAGGGAGCGCAUCACCGUGGUGCACGCCCACAGCUCCUUCUCCGCCAUGGGCCACGAUGCACUGUUCCACGCCAAGACCAUGGGCCUCAACACGGUGUUUACAGACCACUCCCUCUUUGGUUUUGCUGAUGUUAGCUCGGUGCUGACCAAUAAGCUGCUGACGGUGUCUCUGUGCGACACCAAUCACAUUGUGUGCGUAUCGUACACCAGUAAGGAGAACACAGUGCUCAGGGCAGCGCUCGACCCCGAGAUCGUUUCUGUUAUUCCCAACGCCGUCGACCCCACAGACUUCACCCCCGACCCUUCCCAGCGCCAUGACGACAGGAUCACCAUUGUUGUGGUCAGCCGCCUCGUCUACCGCAAAGGAAUAGAUCUUCUGGGAGGGAUCAUCCCAGAGCUAUGCCUCAAACAUCCAGAUCUACAUUUCCUGAUUGGGGGAGAGGGACCAAAGAGAAUCGUGUUGGAAGAAGUGAGAGAGAAAUACCAGCUACACGAUAGGGUGCGUCUCCUGGGGGCCCUUGAGCAUAAGGAUGUGCGGGGGGUCUUGGUCCAGGGACAUAUCUUCCUCAACACCUCCCUGACAGAGGCCUUCUGCAUGGCUAUAGUGGAGGGGGCCAGCUGUGGACUACAGGUGGUAAGUACGCGUGUUGGAGGGAUCCCUGAGGUUCUGCCUGAGGAUCUGAUCACCCUGUGUGAGCCCACCGUGCGUUCUCUUUGUGCUGGCCUGGACAGUGUCAUCGCUAGGCAACGAUCUGGCAGCGUCGCCUCCCCUGCCUCAAUCCACGCCCACGUCCGCACCCUCUACACCUGGAGGAAUGUCGCAGAGAGGACAGAGAAGGUGUAUGACCGUGUGGCUGGGGAGGAGGUUCUUCCUCUGGACAGACGGCUGCUCAGACUGAGAACCCACUGUGGCCCUGUGGCAGGCUCCAUCUUUGCCCUCUUUGCUGUCUUCGACUUCCUCUUCCUGCUCCUUCUCCGCUGGCUCCUCCCAGACUGCCUCAUAGACAUUGCCAUGGACGCCACGGGCCCCCAGGGGCUGUGGAGGCAGGGCUUGGGCGAUAGGAAAGGAACUCACUCUAAAAGUGCCAUGUUGACAAAGGAGGAGCCAGGUGGUCACAAGACCAAGCUAUGAUGAUAAAACACAACUCCUUAUCCUCAACCGUAAUAUAACUGCUUAAAAUACUGACUUUAAAAAAAUCUAACUUGACCUCUGACCCCACUACCUAAUGACCUGUGGAUACUGAUCACUCAUUGCAUAAUGUUUUAAGGGAAACCCUGAUGUUUACAAAAGGAUGAGUGUUCUUGCUCAGGUAAAGAUGGUUAUAGAUAUGUUUUAUUCUUUGUAACCCCUUAAUGAACCCCAAAACUGAAUCACUCCUGUAUUAAUAUUCCACUCCUAGUUUUUGUAUUUUAAUUUCUUUAUCCAUGCUUUGCACUGAAUAAAGAAGGGAUAUAGGUUCACAGAUGAUUAUUUUUAUCAGUAAGGAGGUUGGGGGUAUACCGUUAUUACAAAAAUGGCACAAUGAAUGCUACUGGUUGCCAUAGACAGCAGUAUGAUCUUUAAGGGGACUCUGUAAUAGCAUAGUUUUGUAUUCUAACCUCACCCACUCACCAAGUUCCCUUCCUUGUACUUUUAUGCUUGAAUUUUAUAUUUUAGUUUUAGUAGUUCUCUGCUGUUUAACUUUUUUUUACCCAUAUCAUGCUUUGCCAAUGUCUUUGUUGGGUGGUUCCUCUCCUUUCGAGAUGUUUGUGGGCUCAUGCUUAAGGCUGUGUAGCCUAAUGAUGCACUGAUUACUGAACCUUGACUUAUGAUGGAAACUAAAGUCUGUUUCAGAAUGA
Coregonus clupeaformis (lake whitefish) is the source of this 2586-nucleotide messenger RNA. RefSeq names its product phosphatidylinositol glycan anchor biosynthesis, class A (gene piga). Gene Ontology annotation, cellular component: glycosylphosphatidylinositol-N-acetylglucosaminyltransferase (GPI-GnT) complex. NCBI's taxonomy places the organism in Eukaryota, Metazoa, Chordata, Actinopteri, Salmoniformes, Salmonidae. Gene Ontology annotation, molecular function: phosphatidylinositol N-acetylglucosaminyltransferase activity. Bases 395 to 1879 code for a protein of 494 amino acids. Gene Ontology annotation, biological process: GPI anchor biosynthetic process. The record is from RefSeq and is a predicted model, not a curated record. The transcript has 7 exons.